AUGAUCCUGAGGAAAUGCGUUUAUUGCAAAAGGAUACAAGGGCUUUUGUAUGGUGCUCCGAGUCAAAGUCAGCUACCAGAGUUUAGAGUUCAAGAGAAGCAUGCAUUUUCAUCUGUGGGUAUAGACUUCGCAGAUCCACUGUACAUAAAGUCCAGCUCUUCACCAUCAAGGAAGGUCUAUUUAGCCCUUUUCACGUGUGGGAUUUCACGAGCCGUGCAUCUAGAAGUAGUUCCAGACCUUUCUACAAGCGCCUUUCUUCAUUGUUUGAAGAGAUUUGUUAGCAGACCUGGAACGCCAAGUAUUAUCGUUACUGAUAACGCCAAGACAUUUAAGGCUGCUUCCAAACAAUUACAGGCUAUGUUAAAAUCCACAGAAGUGCGAACAUAUUGCAAUUCAAGAAGAAUAAAGUGGUACUUCAAUCUCGCUAAGGCACCGUGGUGUGGUGGGUUUUAUGAACGGCUAAUAAGAGGUUUCAAGUCAUGUUUGAAAAAAUGCAUCGGACAAGCAAGGCUAACAUACGACGAGCUUACCACAGUUGUGACGGAAAUCGAGGCAAUAUUUAUCUCAAUACCACUGACGUACCUUUACGAAAAUGAGCUCGAGGAGGCUUUGAUGCCAUCACACCUACUCGUAGGACGAAGAUUGUUAAGUCUAUUAGAAACACCCCAAGAAGAUGAUGACGAUGGUGGCUAUGGCGAGCAAGAUGAUGUAGCUAGGAGAAGACAGAGGUAUCUGAACACGGUCUUAGAUAACUACUGGAGACGAUGGAAGCGUGAAUAUUUAGUAGAUCUUAGAGAAUAUCACCGUCUAGAGAUUAAAAAGAGUCACGUUCCCGAAAUCAGUGAAGGCGACAUAGUUUCGAUAGAAGAUGAAAAUCGCAAAAAUAGAGCUACCUGGAAACUAGGAAAGGUCAAGGCCAUCAAGAAAGGGCAAGACGAGGUGAUUCGAGGAGCCCGCGUACGUUUAGCUAAUGGUAACUUUAUCGACCGUCCGAUUAAAAAAUCGUACCCUAUAGAAGUAAAUCAAAGACGCACAGUUACCGAAGUCGAGGAAGUAGAUCACAAAACAGAUGAAAGGCCAAAGCGAAAAGCCGCCAUGAUAGCGAAGGAGCGAAUCGAUAUUAUUGACCAGCUCGACUAUCUUAUGUGA
Molecule: messenger RNA, 1149 nt
Organism: Rhopilema esculentum
Lineage: Eukaryota; Metazoa; Cnidaria; Scyphozoa; Rhizostomeae; Rhizostomatidae
Source: RefSeq, a predicted model, not a curated record